CCAUUCUACGCUUCGUUUUGAACAGCCUUCCAUCUUUUGGCUCGGGGUACCAAAGGCGGGAGAUCAGAAAUACAUACAGACACAGAGAGAGGAGAGAGAAUUCCCAAGAAAACCAAAAAGAAAAGGAGAGAAAGUGCCGAGAAAAUGGGAGACGCGAUGGAAACACUUCAGUCUUCAGACACCGUAGACCUUGACACCAUUCGGAGUCGAAUAAAGGAGCUAAGAGACAUCCAUGGAAGCUCCAACGACGUCCCAGAAUUACGCCCUUCAGAUUCAGAGCGAUUGCUCAAAGACUGUGCUCUUCAGCUCGAGAGCAAAAUUAAUCAAGUUCUAUCAGAGUUCUCAGAUAUUGGGUCUUUAGCUUCUGAAGAUUUAGAUGCAUAUUUGGGAAAAGUGAAAGAGGAACUCAACUCUGUGGAGUCUGAAAAUGUUAGAAUUUCAAAUGAAAUUGAGGAUCUUACGAGAUCGUACAUUAAAGAUUCUAGUCAGCUGGAGAUCGAGCUUGAAGGGUUGAAUUGUUCCUUAGACUGCAUUGCUUCGCUGGGUACUGAGAAAGGAAAAGCUGAUGGAUAUGUUGAUUGCUCUUCAGAUGGAGAAGUGGCGUUGUUAAAUGCAAAGGCAGAUUACAAGUUUAAGAUGUUGGAACUUAGCCACCAGAUUGAGGAGCAUGAAAUAACUCUGAGUUCGUUGCAAAAUCUUGAUGGCAUUUUGAAGAGGUUCGAGGCUAUAGAAAAGAUUGAAGAUGCAUUGACAGGUCUUAAAGUAAUUGAAUAUGAAGGAAACUGCAUUAGGUUGUCAUUAAAGACAUGCAUUCCAAAUUCAGAAAGCUUAUUGUUCCAACACAAAAUUGAAGAUAUUGCUGAGUCAUUGGAACAGAAUCAUGAAUUGAUAAUAGAAGUUGUGGAAGGGACAUUGGAUCUAAAGAGUGUCGAGAUUUUUCCAAAUGAUGUAUGCAUAGGUGAAUUAAUUGAUGCUGCAAAAUCUUUCAGGCAGUUGUUUCCAGAUACGUCAAUGCUGGAGACUAGGUCUUCGUUGGAGUGGUUUAUAAGACGUGUGCAAGAUAGAAUUGUUCUAUGCACACUAAGGCGAUUGUUGGUGAAUUUUGCAAAUAAAUCAAGGCACUCUUUUGAGUAUUUAGAUAGGGCUGAGAUAAUAGUUGCCCAUAUGGUGGGUGGAGUUGAUGCUUCCUUUAAGAUGGCUCAAGGUUGGCCAGUGUCAAAUCAUGCAUUAAAGCUGAUAUCACUCAAGCGCUCCAGUCAAUAUUCAAAGGAAAUUUCACUGAGCUUUCUCGGCAAGGUUGAGGAAGUGGCAAAUUCGUUGGAUGCACAUAUGCGACAAAACAUUUUAAGCUUUGUGGAUGCUAUUGAAGAAAUGCUCAUGCAAAGAAUGAACACAGAAUUGCAAUCUGACAUUAGUUCUGAGAAUUGACUGCUUUUAAGCUCCAGAAGUGAUGGUGUUUGAUCAUUUGCAGAAUAACGUGGAGCUAUAGUCCAGUUUUAUCAGAUGUGUUGCAACAAGGAACUUCUUUGGAGAAUGACAACGAGAAAUGGACAAUUAAUUCAAACGGACCAUGGAAGGCAAACCAUCUAGGGCGGGUACUGGUUUUAUUAUUAAUAAUCCAAUUGGAAGUCAACAAAAACUUCGAAGGAGGAUUAAUGGUGUCAUACUUGCUUGAAGCUUCAUUAACAUGACAGUUUAAAGUUUUUGUACUUUGUAUACUUGAUUCCUUAGAGCUUCUAUAGUAUUAGUCAGCAGAUGGUCUUCCAGAUAAGUUAAAGUUUGUACUUCCUGUAUUGUUUUCUGAGGGUUUGGGGGGGCUGUUGUGCAUACUGCACACCCCUCCGGAUUUUUGUGAUCUUUUCCGCAAGCUAUUGGAUUUGAUUCACAGCACAAAGCCCACUUCGCUCUUA
Camellia sinensis is the source of this 1910-nucleotide messenger RNA. The record is from RefSeq and is a predicted model, not a curated record. Lineage: Eukaryota; Viridiplantae; Streptophyta; Magnoliopsida; Ericales; Theaceae.